AUGAAGCAGUCACAGUGCAGUGUCCUUCCGAAAAUGGUGAAGGUGAAAGGUUUGGGGAUGUGCUCCCUCAAGCGCUCUCCAAGACCAACAACGACUAAGAGUGUGGCAGAGCAAGCAAGCAGAGAAAAUCAAAAAGGUGCCGCUCCCUGGAAACUGGGAUGA
Molecule: messenger RNA, 162 nt
Organism: Cooperia oncophora
Lineage: Eukaryota; Metazoa; Nematoda; Chromadorea; Rhabditida; Trichostrongylidae
Source: the annotation of a GenBank genome assembly